Molecule: messenger RNA, 797 nt
Organism: Paramecium pentaurelia
Lineage: Eukaryota; Ciliophora; Oligohymenophorea; Peniculida; Parameciidae
Source: the annotation of a GenBank genome assembly
AUGUCUUCAAUUAAUUAAGAAUCACAAUUUAGAAAACAUUCAGAUGUCACUGCUAUUUCUUAAUUCAAUCCUAAAGAUUAAGAAUUGGAUCAAUAUUUCGAAGACUUUGCACUUCCUGCUUUAUAAAAAUUCUAGUAAAUAUAAAAUAUAUAUGGUUAGAAGUAAUUUUUCAGAUUAAGACUUCUUAUCUAAUGAAAAGAUGUAAAAUGCUAAUAGUUAUGAAUAAGAAUAUGGAAUUUCUAUAAAUGAUAACUAAGUUAAAGAAAAUCUUUAAACAGCUUGUUUCUAGCAACCAGAACAAAAUAAUACAAAUAUUUAGAAUAAUAGUCAUAUGAAUAAAAGAAAUAGAAGAAUAACACAUUAUAAUGUAAUGAAUUUGUACUAAACCAUUUCAGGAAUUUUUUGAUAAAGAUGUAGAUGAGCAUAAUUUAAAUAAUUCACCUUGUAAAUGUAGUAAAUCACAUUGUUUAUUAUUAUAUUGUGCUUGUUUCCAUAGAAAUAUUAAGUGUUCUGAAUUAUGUAAAUGUUAUGAUUGUCAUAACAAAUAAGAUUAUUCUUAAUUUAGAAAAUAGGCUUUAGAGAAAGUUAAAGUAAAAUAAUAGAGACUAAAACAUGAUGAUGAUUUAUUUGAUAAGGCUACUGUUUGGGGAUGUUAAUGUAGAAAAUCAUAAUGCAAAAAAAAUUAUUGUGAAUGUUUCAUUAGAAAUAAAAAAUGUUCAUCUCUUUGUAAAUGCAAAAAUUGUGAAAAUAAAAGGAGAAUACCUAUUCAUAAAAAAAUAGUCAAAUGUGAACAUUGA